CGCGCCGCGCUCUCCCACCACCACCACCACCGCCCUCCCCUCUUCCUGCUCCUCCUCCUGACCUCCUCCCGUGUCCCUGUUCCUGCGCACGGCGGGCGCGCCACCUAUAAAUCCCUGCGCCCGCGCUCCACACCGUCUCCAACCCAACAACCACCGACCGCGGCUAACUGCCUUCGCCUCGCAUCGCCUCCGGCAGUGUCUAGCUAGCUAGCUUGCUAGCUCAGCUCGUCCUAGCCAGCCAGCUAGCUGCAGUAGCUUGCUAGCUAGAUCCCCGCGACAGCGACCGCGCGCACUCGCCGCCCGGCCCGCGCCGCGCGUGUAUAUAAGCGCGCCCGGUGAUCCCGAGCUUCACCAUCCCGCUCCCCGCGCAGUAAUCUCUUCUCAGCUAGUAGUAGUAGUGCGCGCGACGCGAGGUCCAGAAUUGAGCUCGUCCGCUAAUGGAGGUCUCCGCCAGGACCGCCGUUGCACUGCUCCUCGCGCUCGCCGUCGCCUCGGGGUGCCUCUGCGGCGGCGCGCAGGGCCGCCGCCACCGCCACACCAAGCACACCAGGCACAACUCGGCGCACGCGCGCGCGCCCGCCCAGGCCCCGGGCCCGGCGAGCUCCAGGAGGCACGCGCCUCCGCACGCGCGCCCCGUCUCUCCCCCGGCCCCACCGCCGUCGUCGUCGUCUGGGAGCGGCGGCGCCUACCCGACCCCGGGCGCGGCGACAGAGCCCGCGGCGGGCGGCGCGGCCGCCGUGUACGACGUCGUGAAGGACUUCGGCGCGGUCGGGGACGGCGUGGCGGACGACACCGACGCCAUCAAGACGGCGUGGGACACCGCGUGCGCGGACGACGGCGACGGCGUGGUGCUCGCCGCCGCCGGGUACUCGUUCCUCGUGCACGCCACCGUCUUCACCGGCCCGUGCCAGGGCAGCGUCACGAUCCAGCUCGACGGGACGAUCGUGGCGCCGAGCGACCCCGACAAGUGGCCGGCCAACACCAAGCGCAACUGGCUCGUGUUCUACAACGCCCACGGCACGACGCUGCGCGGCGCCGGGCUCAUCGACGGCAAGGGCCAGAAGUGGUGGGAGCUCCCCUGCAAGACUGACAAGGGCCAGGGCGGAUCCAGCGGCCACGGAGCAUCCUGUGACAGCCCAGUGGCGCUCCGGUUCUUCUCGAGCAACAACGUGAAGGUGCAGGGCCUGCGGGUGCAGAACAGCCCCGAGUUCCACUUCCGCUUCGACGGCUGCCGCGGCGUGGUGGCGAGCGGGCUGUCCAUCAGCUCCCCGGCGCAGAGCCCCAACACGGACGGCAUCCACAUCGAGAACACCCAGGACGUGCUCGUCGCCGACACGGCCGUCUCCAACGGCGACGACUGCGUCUCCAUCGGCGCCGGCGCCCUCAACGUGCGCAUCGAGAACGUGACCUGCGGCCCCGGCGGGCACGGCAUCAGCAUCGGGUCCCUGGGCAAGCAGGGCUCCCGGGCGUGCGUCGCCAACGUGACCGUGCGCAACGCCGUGAUCCGGCGCUCCGACAACGGCGUCCGGAUCAAGACGUGGCAGGGCGGGUCCGGGUCCGUGUCCGGGGUGGCGUUCGAGAACGUGCGCAUGGACGCCGUGCGCAACCCCAUCAUCAUCGACCAGUACUACUGCCUCUCCCGGACCUGCGAGAACGCCACCACCGCCGUCCUCGUCUCCGGCGUCUCCUACGCCGGGAUCCGGGGCACCUACGACGCGCGCAGCCCGCCGAUACACUUCGGGUGCAGCGACGCCGUGCCCUGCACCAACAUCACGCUCGCCGACGUCAAGCUGCUCCCGGCGGCGGGGCAGGCGGUCGACGACCCGUUCUGCUGGAACGUCUACGGGAGCGCCGCCACGCCCACGGUGCCGCCAGUGGCGUGCCUCAUGGACGGCGCGCCCGGUGGCCACGCCGACAAGAGCAGCUUGAAAUGCUACUGAUCGAUGCAUGAUUAACUAGCUACUACUGGUGAUGAUGAUCCGAUCGAGGUCAUCGUACAGUCUACAAAUCCUGCUGCUGAGUGCUGCUACUUGUUUAGGAGGAAGUAAAACAGUCAACAGACAGAGAAAAGUAAGAUUAGUGCAGAUAAAAGAAGGUUAAAGCGUGAUUACUUAUGUAUAUAUAGAAAAGAAUUAAGAUAAAGGUAUAAUAUAGUAACAAGCAGGGAUUUGUGUGAGUAUUACCGGAAUGUAUACACAGCAUGUAUAGAAUGCUUGGUGCCAUGCAUAUAGGACACUUGCCGCACAUGCAUGGCUCCUGGCCCCUGGUGUGGGUCUGUGUUCA
Messenger RNA from Panicum virgatum (switchgrass), 2283 nucleotides. Its product is annotated as polygalacturonase At1g48100-like. Gene Ontology annotation, molecular function: polygalacturonase activity. Gene Ontology annotation, biological process: carbohydrate metabolic process. The coding region runs from base 438 to 1940 and encodes 500 amino acids. The record is from RefSeq and is a predicted model, not a curated record. The transcript is spliced from 4 exons. NCBI's taxonomy places the organism in Eukaryota, Viridiplantae, Streptophyta, Magnoliopsida, Poales, Poaceae.